Molecule: messenger RNA, 1909 nt
Organism: Zea mays
Lineage: Eukaryota; Viridiplantae; Streptophyta; Magnoliopsida; Poales; Poaceae
Product: translation initiation factor eIF-2B beta subunit
Exons: 9
Coding region: 164-1411 (415 amino acids)
Biological process (GO): translational initiation
Cellular component (GO): eukaryotic translation initiation factor 2B complex
Molecular function (GO): guanyl-nucleotide exchange factor activity; translation initiation factor activity
Source: RefSeq, a predicted model, not a curated record
AGCACAAAGCGUCCCAAAGGACCGAACUGUAAAUUCUUAAAAUCACGUGCGUUCUUCAGUGUUAGUUCUCCACCCUCUCCUUGGCGGAAAACCCUAACCCCCUUUCUCGGCGACGAUCCGACCCCUACCCCAUCUCCCGGCCGACCCCACGGCGCUCUCCGCCAUGCCGGACGUGCAACCUCUCGUCAGCGACUUCGUCCUCAAGCUCAAGCGCCGGAAGGUGGAGGGGUCGCACGCGGUGGCCCGGCAGACGGCGGAGCUGCUACGGUCGGUUGUGUCGCAGCAUCGGAUGGGUAGCAGCGCCAACCAGGCGGCCACACUUGCCGAUGCCGUACGGGCUGUGGGGGAGCAGCUCAUUGCCGCCAAUCCCAUUGAGCUUGCUGUUGGAAACAUUGUGAGACGUGUUUUGCAUAUAAUAAAGGAGGAAGAUAUAUCUUCCACAGCAGUUGGUAUCGAAGGUCUUUCUGUUACUGUUGACAGUGAUGAUGAAUAUGACAGCGAACAUGAUGAUCGCCCUGCAUUAUCUGCUGCUGUUCUUGCUGCACAUGCUAGAAAUGCCCUUCGUGCACCUUCAUUGCAGACUCUGCUAGAAGACAUUCCUGUGAGUCCUGCAAUUUCCCGCACUGCAUCAUCAACUGGUGACUCAGACGGAAAAAGUAAAUCUGGAGAUAAGAGCUCAACUAGAAAACUGAAGCAUGAUGUCAUCGCAGCCAUUGGUGAUCUUAUUGAUGAGAUUGACUCAUGCUAUGAGCCGAUUUCUGAGCAAGCUGUGGAACUUAUUCACCAAAAUGAGGUAAUCCUAACUCUAGGUCGUUCUAGAACCGUCAAGGAGUUCCUGUAUGCCGCGAAAGAAAAGAAACGAUCUUUUCGUGUAUUUGUUGCUGAAGGUGCUCCAAGAUAUCAGGGCCAUGUUCUCGCAAAAGAGCUGGUUGAGAAAGGUGUACAAACUACAGUUAUAACAGAUUCAGCAGUUUUUGCUAUGAUAUCUCGAGUUAACAUGGUCAUCGUUGGAGCGCAUGCUAUCAUGGCAAAUGGUGGAGUCAUUGCACCAGUAGGGAUGAACAUGGUUGCACUUGCUGCUCAAAGGCAUGCUGUGCCUUUUGUUGUGGUUGCUGGUAGUCACAAGCUGUGUCCGUUGUAUCCACACAAUCCAGAAGUGUUGUUGAAUGAACUCAAAUCGCCGUCUGAUUUGCUCGAUUUUGGCGAGUUCUCAGAUUGCAUGAAUUUCAGUACUCAGGAUGGCAGCCCCUUGUUAAAUGUUGUCAACCCAACAUUUGACUAUGUGCCACCGAAGCUUGUGAGCCUAUUCAUCACUGACACUGGGGGACACAGUCCAUCUUAUAUGUAUCGGCUUAUUGCUGAGUAUUACUCAGCUGAUGACCUGGUAGUGAGACGGAAGGCAACAUCUUGAAGGAAGACAAAAGCGCUGCGAAGUCUCCUUGGUGUUCUGAUCAUAGGAUUUGCGAUCUUAUUGGAAUCCUAGUGUUCUUGUACUCGUCAUGAUCUGUUGCCUGUAGAGCGGUGCUGCUGUGAUAAGUGGAAUCACCUGUUUGUGGAUCCAGUUACUGUCAAACUGCAGGAAAUCGAUGCAAGCAUUCUCGCGCAUCGUUGUAACCAUGGCGGCAUUUUAAGUAUAAACUGUUGAGGAAUGGAGCGUUACGUCAUGGAAGAAUUGUUUCACUAUAGGAGAGGUUCAAAUAUAUGAUUGACUGGUUGUGUAGAGGGUGUCUGUUUCUUUUCUGGUCAUAGGUUAAUCUGGGCCUUGGCUGGUCCAAAUUUUGAAUGUUAUAAACUCCAGCAAGCUGUUCGAUAUGUCUAUGAAGUGUUACCAUGCACACUGAUGGGUAUUUGCUGAGCCAUUUUGUUUUCUAUAUCUAUCGUAUAUAUAUGAUAGUGCUCAUUUCAUGCU